Molecule: messenger RNA, 1937 nt
Organism: Panicum hallii
Lineage: Eukaryota; Viridiplantae; Streptophyta; Magnoliopsida; Poales; Poaceae
Product: ethanolamine-phosphate cytidylyltransferase-like
Exons: 9
Coding region: 225-1499 (424 amino acids)
Biological process (GO): phosphatidylethanolamine biosynthetic process
Cellular component (GO): cytoplasm
Molecular function (GO): ethanolamine-phosphate cytidylyltransferase activity
Source: RefSeq, a predicted model, not a curated record
UAGUCCUCUUUCCCCGGAGGCACAAGAACAUUCGUCCUCCGCCUCGCCACGCCGGCACCACCACCGCGCUCCUCCCCUCACCCUCCAUGGCGAUAGCCCCGCCACCCGCACACCCUCGUCAUCCCUAACCCUAGAUCCCACCCCCACUCUCACACCACAAUCACAAACACAAACCGCACUACGCCACUCCUCCCUUGUCCUCUCCAUCUCCUCCGUCCGUCUCCAUGGAGGCGGCCACCAGCACCGGCUGCAGCGCCCGCACGCUGGCGGCGUGCGUCAUCGGCGGCAUCGUGCUGGGCGCCUCCGUGCUCGCGCUCCACAUCGCGGGGCCCGUGUCCGUCCCGUCCCUGCCGCCACUCGACGCGGUCCGGCGCCGGCUCCGCCGCCGCCGCCGCCGCCCCGUGCGCGUCUACAUGGACGGCUGCUUCGACAUGAUGCACUACGGACACUGCAACGCGCUGCGCCAGGCGCGCGCCCUCGGGGACGAGCUCAUCGUCGGCGUCAUCAGCGACGAAGAGAUCAAGGCCAACAAAGGGCCGCCCGUUACGCCGCUCCACGAGAGAAUGAUAAUGGUCCGUGCUGUGAAAUGGGUGGAUGAUAUCAUUCCAGAUGCACCUUAUGCCAUAACCGAAGAAUUCAUGAACAAGCUAUUCAAUGAUUACAACAUAGAUUACAUUAUCCACGGUGAUGAUCCUUGUUUGCUACCAGAUGGUACUGAUGCAUAUGCCCUUGCCAAAAAGGCUGGCCGAUAUAAGCAGAUUAAAAGAACCGAGGGAGUGUCAACAACAGACAUUGUUGGACGGAUGCUUCUUUGUGUUAGAGAGAGAUCUUCUGAUGCCCACAAUCACUCUUCGCUGCAAAGGCAGUUCAGUAGUGGACAUGGUCAGAAAGUUGAUGAUGGUGGAUCUGGAAGUGGAACUAGAGUAUCUCAUUUCCUUCCCACAUCUAGGCGAAUAGUUCAGUUCUCAAAUAGCAGGGGUCCAGGUCCAGAUUCUCGGAUAGUUUACAUAGAUGGUGCAUUUGAUCUGUUCCAUGCUGGACAUGUUGAGAUAUUGCGUCUUGCUCGCGAACUUGGAGACUUUUUGCUUGUGGGCAUUCAUACAGAUCAGACCAUAAGUUCAACGCGAGGACGACAUCGCCCAAUCAUGAAUCUCCAUGAAAGAAGUUUGAGUGUUUUGGCUUGUCGUUAUGUUGAUGAGGUGAUCAUUGGUGCUCCAUGGGAUGUUUCAAAAGACAUGAUUACCACAUUCAAUAUUUCGUUGGUUGUUCAUGGUACAAUUGCUGAGAAUAUGGACUAUGCGAAGGAGGAUUCAAAUCCAUAUGCUGUUCCGAUGGCUAUGGGUAUUUACCAUAGGCUGGAGAGCCCUUUGGAUAUCACUACAAGUACUAUUAUAAGGAGGAUUGUUGCUAACCAUGAAGCUUACCAGAAGCGGAACGAGAAGAAGGAAGCCAGUGAGAAGAAGUACUACGAGGGUAAAAGCUUUGUCAAUGGGGAGUAAGUUGCAACUAGCCGUAGGAAGGUGGAUGAAGAUUGUUGCCUAGAUGAUUUGAGAUUCCAAGCCUCCUUCACAAAGGCAACAGAUCCAGAGUUUUACCCAUCAUGUUUGAUGUUUUGCUAACGUAGCCUAGGAAGCAUCAUGUGCAACAUUGGUGACGGAUUACCAGAGGCGAUUACUUGGGCUAGGCUAGAAGCAUUUGCAUCACUUGGCCAGUGUCUCCAGCCUAUUUUCCCCCUGCAUAUGCGCCGUUGAGUUGACACCAUUUUCGGCUGAGUGAGAUCUUCAGGUUUCAGAACUGUGUGGUGCAGUAUGAAUGUUAGCCUGAUAAACUGUGAGCUGCUGAUGCUCCUGUAUGCGCAUCCGAAUGCCCCUGUAAUGCGGCCGAGUUUUGUUGUUUUGUUGAAGUGAGUGAACAUGGACUGUCUUUUGUCGGCGAUA